This is a messenger RNA of Gavia stellata (red-throated loon), 750 nucleotides long. RefSeq names its product PABPN1 like, cytoplasmic (gene PABPN1L). Lineage: Eukaryota; Metazoa; Chordata; Aves; Gaviiformes; Gaviidae. The record is from RefSeq and is a predicted model, not a curated record. The transcript is spliced from 8 exons. Bases 1 to 750 code for a protein of 249 amino acids. Gene Ontology annotation, molecular function: RNA binding.
AUGUUCGGGGGCCGGGCGAGUCCUCUCUUCCUGGACACUUCAGGGAUCUGGUGGCAGGACCGGCCGUCCUUGGCAGCAGUGGAGGCGUCCUGGGACGUGGCAGAGAUGGCAGCUCUGCAGAAGGCUGCAGAAGACGACUCGGACUUGAGCCAACUGGAGGGGGACAGGGUGGAGGAGCUGGCUGUGCCGGACCCAGAGCUGGAAGCCAUCAAAGCCAGAGUGCGGGAGAUGGAGAAGGAGGAUGAGAGGCUGAAGGAGUUGCAGCUGGAAGCUGAGAGCCGCCUCAUCAUGAGCUCGGAGGCAGGUCUCUUCCCAAAGACGACCGAGGAGAAGAUUGAGGUUGACCAGCGAUCCAUCUACGUGGGCAAUGUGGAUUAUGGGGGCACGGCAGAAGAGCUGGAAUCUCACUUCAACAGCUGUGGGCAGAUCAACCGAGUGACCAUCCUCUGCGACAAGUUUUCGGGGCAUCCCAAAGGGUAUGCCUACAUAGAGUUCGAGGAGAAGAGCUCUGUGAAGGCUGCAGUGGAGCUGGACGAGAGUGUGUUCAGAGGCCGUGUCAUUAAGGUGCUGCCCAAGAGGACCAACAUGCCGGGCAUCAGCACCACCGACCGCGGGGGCUACCGGGGCCGCUUCCAAGCCCGGGGAGGGCUGGCCCAGCGGGGGGGCUACUAUGGAGGGCAGCACCCAAGGGUGCGAGGGAGGACGUAUAGGGGUCGGGCAAGGCUGCUGCCUUGGUAUUUUCCGUACUAG